AUGUUGCACUCACUCUUCCCCUUCCUCACCUUGCUUCUCCUUCCACUUCUGGCUGCCUGCCAAAGCAUUGGAGACAAUGACGGCUACACAGGCUACAAGCUCGAUAUUCGAGAGGAUGGCGACCCGCUUGCCGUGGUAUAUGAGACGGAAAAUACGAACAACAACGUUUCCUCUUCAGUACCGGAACCCGACGUUUAUCUGAAUGCUUCAGUGCACGUCGGCGAAAUCAGCAUCGACGUGCAAAACCUCACAGCGAAGAUCAACCUAGAUGCGCAGGUCCUCCAAUUGCUCCAAUUCAAUGCGGGCGUAGACCUCUCAAUCUCUAGGGUGCGGCUGCUCAUUCAGAACGUCACCGCAAAGGUGGUUCUUGAAGCACGUCUAGCCAAUCUAGUCCUCAUGAUCAACGACACCCUCUCCUCCAUCGACCUCAACCCCAUCAUCGCCGAGCUCGGCAAUGGCCUCGGCACCAUCAUCAACGACACGGGCAACCUAAUCGGCGACGUCACCGGCUCCGACAGCAACGCCAAACGCAGCCUCGACCUCAUGCAGUUCGAGCUCGAAAACAAUAUCCUCUAUUCCGUCCAUGACUUCAGCGGCAACAACAACAAGAACCGCAUUCUCGCGCAGAAUGGCGACAUCGUGGAACAGCAUCUCGACAAUAGCGGUCGCGUUUCGAGCACCACAGUUGUGGGGAACUAUGCAAAGGACAUGCGGUUUAACGGAUUUAACCAGACCGUGACGUACAAGGGCCAGGAGGUCAUUGAGGAGGAGUAUGUGUAUGAGCCGUUUUUGGGCCUCAUGGCUAUUAGCGGUGUGUUUAAGAGUAAGACGACAGGCGCGGUGGUGGGGACGCAGUUGAUUGCUGAGGCGAGGGGUGGCGGAAGCGCGACGAUUGCCGCGAGCGAGGAGUUGAGGGCAUGA
This is a messenger RNA of Trematosphaeria pertusa, 921 nucleotides long. RefSeq lists its product as uncharacterized. Lineage: Eukaryota; Fungi; Ascomycota; Dothideomycetes; Pleosporales; Trematosphaeriaceae. The record is from RefSeq and is a predicted model, not a curated record. Bases 1 to 921 code for a protein of 306 amino acids. The transcript has 3 exons.